AUGCAUGUCUUCAAGCUACAUCAGCAACUCUACGUUGAAACUGAAAUAACACUCAUGCAUGGAAUGUAUCUCAAGUUUGAAAGCCAAUUGGAAAACACAUACAACAUUUGGCUUUCAUACAUUCAGUUCGAUACACCAGAUGACUUUGAUGUUGAAGAAGAAAACUCUGCUCAAGAAGAUGAACCACAAGACGCACCUGAUGAUGACGAAUUUGUACCCGAAGAAGAAGAAGAAUAUCAUUCAAGAACACCAUCAGAAGACGACCAACAAAUGGCAGAUGCAAUGGACAGUCAAGUUCCAUGA
This is a messenger RNA of Trichomonas vaginalis G3, 303 nucleotides long. RefSeq lists its product as uncharacterized. The transcript has a single exon. The record is from RefSeq and is a predicted model, not a curated record. Lineage: Eukaryota; Parabasalia; Trichomonadida; Trichomonadidae. The coding region runs from base 1 to 303 and encodes 100 amino acids.